Messenger RNA from Opisthocomus hoazin, 1125 nucleotides. The record is from RefSeq and is a predicted model, not a curated record. NCBI's taxonomy places the organism in Eukaryota, Metazoa, Chordata, Aves, Opisthocomiformes, Opisthocomidae.
AUGAAUGUGAACGAAGGCAAAGAUGGCACUUUGAUUAUCAGCAUUAGCGGGUUUUAUCUGAAGACGCUGGGGCCACCUUUGCAGGAGCUGUAUCCAGACAAGAAAGCCUUGUUCAUCACGGUGAUAAAUGCGGGGAAGAGCCAGCAGAACGAGGACCAGGCGUGCUGCGAGGUGGUGUUUGUGGAGAGGAGGCCCAGCCCGAGGGGCCGGCCGCCAUCCGGGGAGCUGGAUGGGGGCAGGAAGGGUUUUUAUUUCCACUAUUGGGCCCUGUUUGACGGCCAUGCGGGCACCGGUGCUGCUGUCAUGGCUUCCAAGAGGCUCCACCUGCACAUCUGCGAGCAGCUCCGGGACCUGGUGGACAUCCUGCAGGACCCCUCUCCGCCUCCCAUCUGCCUCCCGCACGAUGCCAGGGCCAGCCCCGUGGAGCUGAGCCAGGCACCCCUCGCAGAGGAUGACGGGGAGGUCCCCAAUGAUGCUCUGCCGCGGUUCCACCUGGAGAAAGCAGUCUCUCACGAGAGCCUGGUGACUGGUGCCAUCGAGAACGCCUUUAAGCACAUGGUGAGUGAGCCCCCGCCCGCAGGGACACCCCGCCCCCUGGGCAAGUUCUACGUGGCCAACGCUGGCGACAGCAGAGACAACAGCAUGAACGGCUGGGCUUACAAAAAGAUAGAAGAGGAUGACCUGAAGUUUCCACUUAUCUACGGGGAAGGCAAAAAGGCUCGGAUGAUGGCCACAAUUGGGGUCACGCGGGGCCUGGGAGACCACGACCUCAAGGUGUUCAGCUCCAACAUCCGCAUCAAGCCUUUCCUGUCCUGCUUCCCGGAGGUCAGGGUGUACGACCUCACGCAGUACGAGCACUGCCCUGACGACGUUCUGGUCUUGGGUACUGAUGGGCUCUGGGAUGUCACCAACGACAAGGAGGUGGCCAGCGUGGUGAUGGAGGUGCUGAUGAGCUACGAGCCCAACGACCCGUGCAGGUACACCAUGGUGGCCCAGGAGCUGGUGCUGCGGUCCAGGGGGGUGCUGAAGGAGCGGGGCUGGCGGCUGGCCAACGACAAGCUGGGCUCCGGCGAUGACAUCUCUGUCUUCGUGAUCCCUCUGGGCGGCCCGGGCAGCUACACGUGA